Molecule: messenger RNA, 1875 nt
Organism: Miniopterus natalensis
Lineage: Eukaryota; Metazoa; Chordata; Mammalia; Chiroptera; Miniopteridae
Gene: EIF3J
Product: eukaryotic translation initiation factor 3 subunit J
Cellular component (GO): eukaryotic translation initiation factor 3 complex; cytoplasm
Molecular function (GO): translation initiation factor activity
Source: RefSeq, a predicted model, not a curated record
CUGGCUCAGCCCGCACACACGCUCACACCCGGCUCGACAUGGCGGCGGCGGCGGCGGCAGCGGCGGGGGACUCCGACUCCUGGGACGCGGACACGUUCUCCGUGGAAGACCCGGUGCGGAAGGUGGGGGGCGGCGGCACCGCCGGAGGGGACCGCUGGGAAGGCGAGGAUGAGGACGAGGACGUCAAGGAUAAUUGGGAUGAUGAGGAGGAGGAGAAAAAAGAGGAAGCAGAAGUCAAACCAGAAGUAAAAAUUUCAGAAAAGAAAAAAAUAACAGAGAAGAUAAAAGAGAAAGAACGGCAACAAAAGAAAAGACAAGAAGAAAUUAAAAAGAGGUUAGAAGAACCUGAAGAAACUAAAGUGCUAACACCAGAAGAACAAUUAGCAGAUAAACUGCGGCUAAAGAAAUUACAGGAAGAAGCAGACCUUGAAUUAGCAAAAGAAACUUUUGGUGUUACUAAUACAGUUUUUGGAAUAGAUGCUAUGAACCCAUCUUCAAGAGAUGACUUCACAGAGUUUGGAAAGUUACUAAAAGAUAAAAUUACACAAUAUGAAAAGUCACUAUAUUAUGCCAGUUUUUUGGAAGCCUUAGUUCGAGAUGUGUGUAUUUCAUUGGAAAUUGAUGACUUGAAAAAGAUUACCAAUUCAUUGACUGUGCUUUGUAGUGAGAAACAGAAGCAAGAAAAGCAAAGCAAAGCCAAAAAGAAGAAGAAAGGUGUGGUUCCUGGAGGGGGAUUAAAGGCCACCAUGAAAGACGAUCUGGCAGAUUAUGGUGGUUAUGAUGGAGGAUAUGUACAAGACUAUGAAGAUUUCAUGUGACAUUUUAUCUUCUCUGGUGUCUUCUUUCUGUUGCCCACAAUCCCUUCAACAUGUAGCACAACUUCCUUUCCUUUCAGUUCUGCCAAAUGCUACAAUCAGAAGUGCAGUAUCUUUUGUGCUGGUUAUUUAACCCCUUGACACUUAGGUGCUAAUGUGCAAAUGAGGGAACUUGGAUCUUGCUGCCAAGGGGUUAAAAUUGGGAAACUCAGUUGCUACUAAAUCAUAGUUUUAAAAAACACAUAAACCUAAUAAUGUUGUCAUUGUUGCUAUCUGAUUCUAUAGCAGCAGUCACUAAAUUGGAAACAAAGGUUGCAACAUGACAAAAAAUUGUGUAGUAUUGACCAGCACCGUUCAGUAAUACAGCCUUAACCAUACCUCCUUGAACUACUUCAUAACUUGUCAAGAAAAGCAGUUUGCAGCGAGGGCAUGUGGUGUGCACCUAGUAUUAAAAUUGCUUUGUCUUAAAAUUGAGCGUGAGGAUAUUAAACAUACAUUGUGAAGAAGAUUGCUUAUGUCAGAGUGAAGAUACAGCAGCUGAAAAGCACUAGUUUGAUACUUAAAAAUUAAAUGACCAAAACCCUCCAACAUUGAAGCUGAAGAAGGUAAACCUCUCCGUUAUUGCAUUACAAGUUGUGGAAUCUCUUGAAUGCAGACUGUCUAGUUUAUCAGACUAUUCUACUGAUGAAGUGCUUCAGAUGGGGGAGGGAAACCCUACCUGUUUUAUUUGCCUGAUUGAAGUGUCUGAGAAACAAAUCUUUGUUCUCCUGCGCUGCAAUGGAACAACUUUAAACAGGGUUUUGGCAUUUCCUUUCCUUUAUAAAACAUGCUCAGCAAGCUGCACCAGUUAACUACAGUUUGGUAAAUUGUUAUGUUAACAAUUAUGACAUCUGCAAUGUUUUAUAAAGCAACUAAUUUAAUAAAAUCACUAUUGUGAGGACUUAAAUUUUGUGUUAUCUCCCAAGAGAUAUUUUUGGAGAAUAUAGAGCACAGCUCUUGGGACUAGAGUUCUCUAUAUACUUAACAAAGCUUAAAAUAAAUGCUUGAUGAGUAGAUGAUA